GAGUAAUCGUUUAAUUUUGAGAAGAUAUUUGUUUAGUUUCUGCAAUCUCUGUUCAGUUUCUGCAAUUUGGUAUUUUGUUUUCCGCUGCUUUUGCAUUCUGGUUCUCUGUGAUUGUUAAUUAUGGCUACUGAAAGAGAUGAUUCGCUUCAGUCUGUGAGUGUGAGGUUGGAUGGGAAGAACUAUUCGUAUUGGAGCUAUGUAAUGCGAAAUUUUCUUAAGGGUAAGAAGAUGUGGGGGUAUGUUAGUGGAACAUAUAUAAUACCUAAGAAUAUUGAGGAGGGGGAUGUUGUUUUGAUAGAUACAUGGGAAGCAAAUAAUGCAAAGAUCAUUACUUGGAUCAACAAUUCUGUUGAGCAUUCGAUAGGUACGCAGUUGGCGAAGUAUGAGACAGCAAAAGAGGUUUGGGAUCAUCUGCAAAGGUUAUUCACGCAAUCAAAUUUUGCAAAACAGUACCAAUUAGAGAAUGACAUACGAGCUCUUCAUCAGAAGAAUAUGAGUAUUCAAGAGUUUUAUUCUGCUAUGACAGAUCUUUGGGAUCAAUUGGCUCUUACAGAAUCAGCAGAAUUAAAGGCAUGUGGUGCCUAUAUUGAGCGUAGAGAGCAGCAACGAUUGGUACAGUUUUUAACAGCGCUUCGCAGUGACUUCGAAGGACUUAGAGGUUCAAUUCUGCAUCGUACUCCACUGCCUUCUGUUGACUCUGUUGUCAGUGAGUUAUUGGCUGAAGAAAUACGUCUUCAGUCUUAUUCUGAAAAGGGAAUUCUUUCUGCUUCAAAUCCUUCUGUACUAGCAGUACCUUCUAAGCCAUUCUCUAAUCAUCAAAACAAGCCUUACACAAGGGUUGGCUUUGAUGAGUGCAGUUUCUGUAAGCAGAAAGGUCAUUGGAAGGCUCAGUGUCCUAAGUUGAGACAGUAGAAUCAAGCUUGGAAGUCUAGCAGUCAGUCACAAUCUAAUGCUCAUCGACCACCUCAGGGUUAUAAACCACCACACCACAAUACUGCAGCAUUAGCUUCCCCAGGCUCUAUUACCGAUCCUAAUACUUUGGCUGAGCAAUUUCAGAAGUUUCUCUCCUUGCAGCCACAAGCAAUGUCCGCUUCUUCCAUAGGUCAGUUGCCUCAUAAUUCCUCAGGUAUGUCACACUCUGAAUGGGUCUUGGAUUCUGGUGCUUCCCAUCAUAUGUCUCCAGAUUCCUCAUCUUUUACCUCAGUGUCCCCUUUGUCCUCCAUUCCUGUUAUGACUGCUGAUGGCACUCCCAUGCCCUUAGCAGGAUCUGCAGUCUCAGAAGCUGAUUGGGACAGGCCGUAGGGAGAAUGGACUAUAUAUUUUGAAUGAGUUAAAAGUGCCAGUUGCUGCUGCUACCGCUGCUGCUGCUACUGCUGAUUUGUCUUCUUUUCGUUUGAGUCUUUCAUCUUCUAGUUUUUAUUUAUGGCAUUCCCGUCUAGGUCAUGUUUCAUCUUCUCGUUUGAGAUUUUUGGCAUCCACAGGAGCUUUAGGAAAUUUGAAAACUUGUGACAUUUCUGAUUGUAGUGGAUGUAAAUUGGCAAAAUUUUCUGCUUUACCUUUUAAUCGAAGUAUUUCUGUUUCAUCUUCA
Molecule: messenger RNA, 1588 nt
Organism: Populus nigra (black poplar)
Lineage: Eukaryota; Viridiplantae; Streptophyta; Magnoliopsida; Malpighiales; Salicaceae
Exons: 2
Coding region: 121-912 (263 amino acids)
Molecular function (GO): nucleic acid binding; zinc ion binding
Source: RefSeq, a predicted model, not a curated record